UUUUUUCUUUGGCCUGAAAUUACUUGGCUCCUUCAUUAACAGUCUAUAGAACUGAGGUCAGGGACCUCUUGAUUGCACAUAUAUCUAUGCAUAGGAUUUAUUAUUUUAUAUUUGACAAUGAUCAUUUUUGUACAUUUUGAUGCAGAUAUGCAUGUAAUUAUGAUUGAUAAAGUACAGUAUUUCAUACUGGCAAAAUCUGAAUUUGAUAAUUUGGCUAAGAAUUGUUUAGCAUAAGCACUAGUAUAAGGCAAGCCACCAGCUUUGUAACCUGGUAAAACAGGAGCUGGUGAAUUUUUUUUACAGAACUGUGCUGCACUCUCCAAAAUGCUUCGUUGACAUAAACUAAAAGCCUUCUGAACACGACCACGAUGAUGACUUCCAGCCACCAGCACCAAGCUUUGAAGAUAUUCUCACUGCUGCCAUUGCAGAUGUUGGUACAUUACGCUACUUCACCCGGCCUGCCAGAAGAUCAAGACUUCAAAAACAGAAACCUGGACCCAAACCAAAAGUAGUCAGGUUGAAGUUUUACCUUUUGCCAGAUGGUUGUGAGCUGCCAAAGUUCUCCAAGCAAUUGGCUAUGGUUUUCCGCCUGCAUACUACCACGAUGGCAAAGGAAAAGCACAUCCGUUUUCAGUAGACCUAGCAGAAGCAGACUUCAAAGAGAACAUCCGUUCUCUUUAUGCCAGACUUACUGGAAAAGACUUCAGCCUGUUCACCAACACCCAGAGUCGUAACCUUGUAGCUGCCCCAUUUAGCCCUACAUAUUUUAAGACUAAAGUACCAGGGAACAGUUGUUAUCAAGAUACAGGAUCACCCGCAAGAGAAUACAGAUAAUGAGCAACUAGUCGCUCUGCCAGCUGAAAAUUCAACAACCCAUCCAGUGUCCCAUGUCAUUCCAACACCAGCUGUUAUAAGACCAGUUGUGUUGAGACCUGCACCAGCUGCUAUACAACCAGUUGUGACAACACCUGCACCAACAGUACAACCAACCAUGACAACUUCACAUGCAACACCUGUGCAACAACAGAUAGUUUCUCAUCCUCAGCCAGUAACACACCCUACAUCAACUCCACAGAGUUCUACACUCCCACAGACUACAACAACUCCACAACCAGCUGCAUGGAUCCCAACGGGCACUCCAGUUAUUGACAUCAAUCCAAGGCAUCGACUCAUCAUGGAGCAGGAGUUUGACUUUGCAGUAUCCCUCGCAGCUGAUCAGGACAGGGAAGCUGCACGCCAGACAGCUAGGGUACGUCGCAACCUUGCACGAACAGAACGCCAAAGGUUACGAGACCAACGUAAAGAGGAGCAGAAAACGAUGCAGACAAAUGCUGUAGAGGAGAUAGCCAAUUCCAGACAUAACACAGCACCAGAAGACAUGCUAUCAGUAAUUUUGGUUCUACCAGAUCAACAAGAGCUUAACAAGACAUUCUCCAAGGACACAUUAUCAGAGACUCUUCAUUUGUAUAUUGAGGGAGUAACAGAUGUGGUUAUGGCUAAACUUGUAUACUGUGGUCAAGUUAUCCCAAGACGACGAGAGACCUUAUCUGCUCUGGGCAUCACAGGGAACUGUCGCAUCAUCAUUGAAGAAGCAGACUUUGAGGAUUCAUCUGAUGAAAGAGAGUCUGAAGAAGAGCAAUCUCCAGAACCAAAGCAGUUACUUCACAUUACAGAUAUUUCAGACCUGGAGAGACGUCAGUCUAGAGUCUUUGACAGCCUAUUACCAGCAGUUGACAUCACAGUAGACAGAGACAACAUAGUUGAUGAUGUUCUGACCCUCUACAGAAGCAAACCAGACAUUAUCCACCACAGGCUUAAUGUAACAUUCGAAGGGGAAGAAGCAGCUUUAGACGUUGAUGGCUUGACUAGGGAGAUGUUUUCCUGCUUUUUCCUAGCCAUGUUUCUAAAGAUGUUUUCUGGCCGUACACACAAGCUUCCGAUGGUUGAUACACGGACUUUGUUUAAUGACACUUUGGUAAUUGUUGGCAAAAUCAUCAGCCAUGCUUAUGUUUUGUGUAAUUAUUUACCGCCAGCUCUAUCACCAGUUGUUUAUGUAUUGGCAAGUUCGGGGUGCUGUUCUGACGAUCUGAUACUGUCCUCGUUUAUGUCCUACAUUCCAGAAACAGACCAACAGUUAGUAAACUCCCUUCUUUCGCAGCAUUUUGAUGGCAUUCAUGAAGAGCUGGUAAAUUUUAUAUCUACAUAUGGAGGUUACGAAGUGCCAAAACAAUCUGUUAUAAGACAAUCUAUUGUUGACAUUGCCAAGUUAAACAUGGUAGUUGUUCCUUUUGUGCCAAUUGCUAGAAUUAAAGUGGGAUUGGACUGUUAUCCGCUGUUGUGGAAAGGUGUUAGCGAAUCACUUAUUGUAAGUUUAUUGGACAAAUUCAAACCAACACCAGCAAAAGUUAUUAACCUGAUCAGUUACAAGUCUUCAGACAAUGCAACAAUGUCCAUGUUAGAAGAGAGGAUCAAAUCCUACUUAGAAAGAUUUAUCCGUUCGCUUUCAAAGCCACAGCUCCUGGCAUUUCUACGUUUCUGGACUUCGAGUGACACACUGUGUAUCCGUAAACUUAAUGUAGAGUUUAAUUCUACCGAAGGAAUUAACCGCAGACCAAUUGCAAAUACUUGUGAUGCAGUGCUCCAUGUGAGCCGUAUGUAUUUUUCCGCAGAGGAACUUGCUCAAGAGUUCAACCUCCACCUGAAUGACACAUCAGCAAGGGUUUUUGACUCAGUGUAGUUGUGUUUUUGACUAUUAUGUAUUAUAGUGCUUUAAACUAGACAUUAUAGUAGAUUAUGGUGCUUUCUUAGUGCUGUCAUGUUUUGAAAUAUUGUGUUUGUAUGUGUUUCUUUGUAAAAAGUGUGACUCUCCUGUAUACAUUCAUAAUGUUCAUGUAACUAAAAUUAAAAUUAAUUCAUAUAGACAAACUAGAAUUGUUUGUGAAUACAUGUAAUAAAAUUCUUUGAAAAGAUAAUUCAGAGCAAAUAUUAAAAACACUUAAUGAAUAAGUUUGGCAAAGACUGAUGUAAACCUGCAAAAAAAGUUUUUAAAAGUAAUUUCUGUCAGUAGAUUGUCAUCUAUUUUUGUAAUUCCAUCUGACAAGUUCAGUAUUGACAUUAUUUAUGUAAAUAGACUUUUCUUGAUAUUGCAAAAGAGCUUGUGAGUUCUAUGUGAUUUUAUGUUUUUAACUUAUUAAAUAUUUACCUUAUGUGUACUAUAAAAAAUAAUUGUAAUGUUUUUUUUGUGAAAGUAUAACUUAGUUUUAAGUUCAUUUACUAGUGAUAGUGUGAAUAAUAAACUGAUCAUAUUAGCUUAAAAAAUAUAUGUGGACAAGCAAGUUUUUAGAAAAAUUGUAAUAGAUGUUCACUUUUGAAAAAAUACAAUGAAAGCCAGUAUGAAAUUAUGAUCAGAUGCUCAAAUUCUAAAAAAAUAUAGUUUUUUAACAGAGAUUUUGGUCAGUAGAAAUCUUCUUCUAUUUUUGAUAUUCUUACAUUUUUAACGUAAUUUUGUUAUACUGUUGUAUCUUUACCAUGUCAUUAUGGUGUGUAAUUUAUUGAAUGAUAUCUUUAGCAUAGUUGUUGAAUAAAAAAGAACAAAAUUUAA
Molecule: messenger RNA, 3601 nt
Organism: Dreissena polymorpha
Lineage: Eukaryota; Metazoa; Mollusca; Bivalvia; Myida; Dreissenidae
Exons: 12
Coding region: 992-2737 (581 amino acids)
Molecular function (GO): ubiquitin-protein transferase activity
Source: RefSeq, a predicted model, not a curated record